Molecule: messenger RNA, 717 nt
Organism: Ambispora gerdemannii
Lineage: Eukaryota; Fungi; Glomeromycota; Glomeromycetes; Archaeosporales; Ambisporaceae
Source: the annotation of a GenBank genome assembly
AUGUCUGAAGAACUUGAUAUUGAAAAGUAUUUAGCAACCGAAGCAACACAGCUUCAGAAGGAUCAAGAGGUUGAACGGAUACUGUCUGCGUUCAAGCUAAACCCGUUCGACGUACUAGAGAUUGAGCCGGAAAACUGUUCUGAAAAAGAAAUAAAGAAUACAUAUCGAAAGAAAUCACUGCUUAUUCAUCCAGAUAAGACAAAACAUCCGAGAGCGCAAGAGGCUUUUGCUUUAUUAAAAAAGGCAGAAACAGAACUAUCAAACGAGAAAUCUCGCGCAUUUCUUCUAGCAAUAAUUCAAGAAGCACGCGCGACUCUCUGCACAGACCAAAAACUGAAAUCCGACGAUCCAGUUCUACAAACACGUGAAUUCCGACUCAAAAUAAAACAAAAGACCAAGGACAUCUUGAUUGAGCACGAAUUACGAAAACGGAAAUUGAUAAAACGUGAAAUGGAGGCACAGGGGCUGGCGGCACAGAAAGCUGAAGCCGCAGAAAAAGAGAGAAAACGAAAAGCUGAGGAAGACAAGUUGUGGGAGGAGACUCGCGAGCAGCGGGUUAAUAAGUGGCGUGAUUUUCAGGGGAAAAAAGGUGGUGGUGGUGCAGCGGGAUCGAGUAAAAAGAAAAAGAAGACUGUGGGCGAGUUUCGACCACCUAAGGUCUUGGCUGAGGAUCCAUCGAAACCGUAUAUUAAACGACCGACGAAUUCUUCUUCAUAA